UGUAUCUUUACGACCCGGAACCUCAAUCCAAUCAAACAAAUCAUUUAGUCAGUUCCGCCCGUUUUCUUAAAUUAACAACACUGUCAAGAUGACGAUGGCAAUGCUGCAACGUCGUGCAAACGUCAGACUUCCACCUGAAGUGAACAGAGUUCUUUACAUCAGGAACUUGCCGUACAAAAUUACUGCUGAAGAGAUGUAUGAUAUCUUCGGAAAAUAUGGAGCUAUCCGGCAAAUUCGAGUUGGAAACACAGCAGAAACUCGAGGCACAGCUUUCGUCGUCUACGAAGACAUAUUCGAUGCCAAAAACGCCUGUGACCACUUGAGUGGGUUCAACGUGUGCAACCGAUACCUGGUUGUAUUAUACUACCAGAGUAACAAAGCAUUCAAGAGGGUUGAUGUCGAUAAGAAGAUGGAGGAAAUCGACAAAUUGAAAACCAAAUACAAUCUAAACGAGGAAAAAAAAUAAAUACCGAAUUUUUUUGUGUAAAUAAUUUAAGGACAUAAUUUAAUUUUAACUGUAAAUAUUACAAUGUCAUUACUGAAUUCGUCGAAAUGAUUUUUUCCUUUUUACUAUACGAAUAAAGUUUCAAUUGAACGAUGAA
Molecule: messenger RNA, 602 nt
Organism: Diachasma alloeum
Lineage: Eukaryota; Metazoa; Arthropoda; Insecta; Hymenoptera; Braconidae
Gene: Sf3b6
Product: splicing factor 3B subunit 6
Exons: 3
Coding region: 89-466 (125 amino acids)
Cellular component (GO): nucleus; ribonucleoprotein complex; cytoplasm
Molecular function (GO): mRNA binding
Source: RefSeq, a predicted model, not a curated record